Messenger RNA from Nipponia nippon (crested ibis), 1254 nucleotides. NCBI's taxonomy places the organism in Eukaryota, Metazoa, Chordata, Aves, Pelecaniformes, Threskiornithidae. The record is from RefSeq and is a predicted model, not a curated record.
AUGGCUGACAGGGGUCUGUUUUUGGAGAGCAGGGCCCGUAUCCAGCUGCCCCGCAGCCAACGGGUGCCCCAAACCCCUCCUGCCAUCGCUCGGUCCCCACCAGGAACGCGCCUGCAGGCGUGGACCCCGCACCCCACCACGCUCCUCACCAAGUCGGGGACGGCCGGAGUGUUUAGGGGAGCAACCGGACGCUUCACCACGCUGGAGGACGCCCGGGCCGGGAUUUGGCUGCCGGGCGUACGUCGGUGCGCACCCUUCCCCGGGCCCCCCUCCGCCUCCCUGCAUGAAUUCCCUUAUCCCCCCCAAACCGGUCCCCGCGUCGCACCGGGUUCUCCCACUGGUGGGGUACCGCCGGUUACCGAUCUGGUGCUGGGAGCGACGGCCGGUUGCUUGGCCUGCGUCCUCACCAACCCGCUGGAGGUGGUCAAGACGCGGUUGCAGCUGCAGGGCGAGUUGCAGCCCCCCGGGACCUACCCCCGGCCCUACCGGGGGGUGCUGCGGGCGGUGGGGGCCGUCUGUCGGGCCGACGGGCUGCGGGGGCUGCAGAAGGGCCUGGCCGCCGGCCUCCUCUACCAGGGGCUGAUGAACGGCGUCCGAUUUUAUUGCUAUUCCUGCGCCGAGGACGCCGGCUGGACCGGGUAUCCCGGUGGGACCGUGGCUGCCGGGGCUGUGGCCGGGGCGGUGGGAGCCUUCGUGGGCAGCCCCGCGUACCUGGUCAAGACCCACCUCCAAGCCCAGACGCUGGCGGGGGGGGGCGGCGGCGGCGCCCAGGCCAACCACGAGUGCAUCUCCGGGGCUUUCGAGAGUAUCUACAAGCAGCACGGGGUGGCGGGGCUGUGGCGGGGGGUGACGGGCGCUGUGCCGCGCGUGGCGGUGGGCUCGGCCGCGCAGCUCGCCACCUUCGCCUCCGCCAAGGACUGGGUCUGCGAGCGCCAGUGGUUCGGGGAGGGCAGCUGGGCCGCGGUGCUGGCGGGGGGCAUGGUGAGCGCCGUGGCCGUGGCGGUGACGAUGACGCCCUUCGACGUGGUCAGCACCCGUCUCUACAACCAGCCGGUGGACGCCGACGGCACAGGCAAACUCUAUCGGGGUUUUUUGGAUUGCAUCCUGCAAAUCUCCAGCAAAGAGGGGCUGCUGGGCUUGUACAAGGGCAUCGGCGCCGUCUACCUCCGCCUCGGCCCCCACACCGUCCUCAGCCUCUUCUUCUGGGACGAGCUCAGGAAGAUGGUGCAGCACCAGCAGCCCCCGGGGCCGUAG